This is a messenger RNA of Trichechus manatus latirostris (Florida manatee), 3821 nucleotides long. RefSeq names its product nuclear apoptosis inducing factor 1 (gene NAIF1). Gene Ontology annotation, cellular component: nucleus. Bases 668 to 1651 code for a protein of 327 amino acids. NCBI's taxonomy places the organism in Eukaryota, Metazoa, Chordata, Mammalia, Sirenia, Trichechidae. The transcript has 2 exons. The record is from RefSeq and is a predicted model, not a curated record.
CUGCAGAAUUUACAUCCAUGGGUGGAAUUAAAAAUUAAUUGGCCAGUGGCUCAAGACCGAAAGCACUACGUAUCCUUAGGAAGCCGGGUUUUGCUAGUCUAACUCCUAAACCACUAAUAAAAUACCUGAAUUUAACGGCGCAACAGUCGUAAUACUGAUGAUUGAAUGACAGAAUGACUUUCCAAUGGAAGUAAGCAAGUGCUGAAAUGGGAGGAGCGAUGUGUAUCGACAGACACUCCUUUAGGCCAAUGAUCAGGCCAAUGCCGUUAAGUAGGCGGGCUUUUUUAAUCUGAACGACAGACCAAAAGAACCAGUGAUCGACCUGAUCUUUGCGCAGCUACCAACCGGCAGGGCGGGUUCCCCUGGAGAGGCGCUAGGAGGCGGGAAGAGGGGAAGUGGGCGGAUCACCGCACACCCCGGCGGAAGAGGCAGAUUCAGGAAGCCAUUACGCAGCUGGCUGGCAGCGGCUAGUCGGGUCAAGGCUGGGCCCUACGCAUUUUGCGUAGCGAGAGGGGUUACCCAAGGCCUGGUGCUUGGCCUUGGGCAAGACCGGCCUAGCCCCUGUAGGGGGUGGGGGGGUGAGGGGCGAGGCUGAGGAAGAAGAAAAGGGGAAUUUGGGCAGUUGAGGGGAUUAUACUUUAUUUAAAAAGAAGGGAGGGGAGAGGCCAUGGCUGUCCCAGCCAAGAAGAGGAAGAUGAACUUCUCUGAGCGGGAGGUGGAGAUCAUCGUGGAGGAACUGGAGCUGAAGAAGCACCUACUGGUGAACCACUUCAACGCUGGGGUACCUCUGGCCGCCAAGAGCGCGGCCUGGCACAGCAUUCUGAGAAGGGUCAACGCUGUGGCCACCUGCCGAAGGGAGCUGCCUGAGGUCAAGAAAAAGUGGUCUGAUCUCAAGACUGAGGUCCGUCGCAAGGUUGCCCAGGUGCGGGCGGCCGUGGAAGGUGGCGAGGCCCCUGGGCCCACUGAGGAGGACGGAGCUGGUGGGCCUGGGACAGGUGGUGGCAGUGGCAGUGGUGGCCCAACUGUAGCCCCUGUACUGCUGACCCCCAUGCAGCAACGGAUCUGCAACCUGCUGGGCGAGGCCACCAUCAUCAGCCUGCCCACUACCACAGAGAUCCACCCUGUGGCCCUCGGACCCACAGCCACUGCAGCCGCAGCCACGGUCACCCUGACACAGAUCCCCACUGAGACCACCUAUCACACCCUGGAGGACGGAGUGGUAGAGUACUGCACAACCGAGGCUCCCCCUCCACUGCCAGCUGAGGCCCCUGUGGAGAUGAUGACACAGCACGCAGACACGUCGGUCAAGCCACAGGCACUCAAGAGCCGCAUUGCCCUCAACUCAGCCAAGCUGAUCCAGGAGCAGCGGGUCACUAAUUUACACGUGAAGGAGAUUGCCCAGCACCUGGAACAGCAGAACGACCUCCUGCAGAUGAUCCGCCGCUCCCAAGAAGUGCAAGCUUGUGCCCAGGAACGCCAGGCCCAGGCCAUGGAGGGCACCCAGGCAGCCCUGAGUGUCCUUAUCCAGGUCCUCCGGCCCAUGAUUAAAGAUUUCCGUCGCUACCUGCAGAAUAACACACCAAACCCCACUCCAGCCUCUGACCCCGGACAGGUGGCCCAGAACGGGCAGCAGGACAGCAUCAUCCAAUGAGGGCAAGGGUUAAGCCAGCCCUCUGCUGUGAUUGGAUGAAACCUCCGGGGCCUUGUAAGUGGGUUCUGUGAUUGGCCUUAGGCUAGGGCCAGCCACAUGGACAGCUCCUUCUUUGAUGGACAUUUAGGGGCCUAGUGUUUCUGUGAAAAGUAGGAGAUUGGGAAGAGGAGCUUGUUGGGCUCCUAGGACUCACUCUCUUACCCUCCACCACUUGAGCUGCAUUGCUAAUAACUGGCAGGUUGGUUAGCUAGGGGUCCAGGCUCUGGUGAUGGGACAUGUGUUGCCAUGAGCCAUGGCCUGUGACAUGACCCAGACUCGACUGAGGACAGCUAUAAGGAAGGCUGUCACUGGAGGCGCUCUCACGGCAGGGGUCUGUGCUGAACUGCCCCUUCCUAGGUGCCAUCGUUUUGAGUAAAAUCAUGUCAGUGGUGCUGAUAGUAGUGCAAUAUCUUUCUCCCUGGGAAGGCAGAGUGACAGAGGAAACUCCAUCCUUUUCUCCUUCUCACUGUGCCUCGGUUCUCAGGGGACUUUAGUUAAUACUGUGUUCUCGCCCCCCACCCCUGGGCAUAACAAGAUCCUUGUUAGUGCCCUGGGCUGCCUCUGCAAUACAUCCAGGAUGUCAGCAACUUUGGCUCAGAAACUCGCCCAGAGCAGCCAGCUGGGCUCAGGGAUGCUGAGUGCAGUAGGGACUGGCUUGGCUGCCAUCUGACCUUCCAGAGUCCUGGGCAGCCAGCCCAUUGGUAGUUUGUCCCAAUGUCUUUUGACUCAGGUCAAGCAUCAGGCUUUGGGGUGCUGUACAUUUCAGAGAAAUGAAAAGCUAACCAGUGUGGAAGCUUGUUCCACUGUAGUGGGUCUGAGGUGACCUGUGAGCUUUUUCUAGAAGGCUUGCCGCAAGGCAGUAGUAUUUAUUCUGUCCAUGAACCCCUUCUAGGGAGGCCUCCAGGACCUCUGAGUGCAGCUCUGUGGCCACACCCUUCUUCCUUCCCUCUCUCUGACUCCAUGUUCCCAAAAUUCAGUGCAAAAAAAGCCUGCUCAGCAUCACACUCUGGACUCUUCUCCCUCGACACAUUAUGCAGCACCUUGUGGCUAGAAUUAAUCUGAAGCCACGAUUGACACUGAAUGUAAGAGGUGGGAGAGUCGAAGUGGACCUAAGAUUUGAGACCUUUGAACUCUGCCCUCCUUCACUUCUUGCUCGGGGAAGAGCAGACAGACCUUGAAAUGCUGAAGGAGGUUGUUCCCUGUUCCUGUUGAAAUGCUGAACGAGGUUGUUCCCUGUUCCCUGUUCCGUCUUUACGCUUUCUCCUCUGAGAUGAUUUUACCCAGAUGGCAUUUGUUUGUUUCAUUUUCAGAAUUGCCAUUGGUUGUGGAGACCCUUGUGUCUCCCCAAAUUGUUACCUAAGUUUGCCAUUUUGCUGCCGGUGCCUUGACCAUACAUGACUGAUGGUUACAACUUGAGGCUCUAGAUCUCAGCUAACGAGUGCGAGAUGCUACUUGCCUGGAUGCAUGUGACUGCCUGCCUUCACUAUGGGAUCAUGGGAAGAUGUCCCCAAAGACAGUUGGGAGGUGACUCUCAUGCCACCAGCCUCUCCGUGGAGGCAUGCACAUAUUACCAGCUACAUAGAGGUGGAGAGGAAUCAGGCCCAGCAAGAAAGUUGAGUGGCAGAAGGAAAGCGCUUCUCAGUGUGGCUGAAAAGCAGCAUCCCUGGCAACUGGGCCCUUUGCUCCCUACAUGGGGCCUGAUGGCCCCAGCAGGGUAGCUGCAGGGACUGCCUGCAGAUUUGCGACUUGAUUUGAUUAUUUGCUGGGGUUGGAAAUCUGAGCCAAUAUUGUGUCUGUUCCAGUUGGGUGUAAAGAGGAAGCCUGGAGCACUUGAACUGACUAGUUCUUUCCAGGUCAUCAUUUUAAAUUAAAGAGAUGUCACUUUUUUAUCCACAUGCCACUGUAUCUUUAUUGGUUAUAUAGAAGAGAUGUGGGCUGGCAAAGAGCAGGGGCUGCAAGCUGUGGCCCACAGACCAAAUCCGGCCUACUACCUGUUUUUGUAAAUAAAGUUUUAUUGGAAUACAGCCACACCCACUCGCUUACUGAAUGAAUGAUUUCUUUUCGAAGGAUCAGCACAAGGCUGAUUCCUGUAAGGUGGAGGUUACAGAUGUCCCAAAUGUCCAACUUUUCC